AUGUAUCCGACUUCCAAGGAACUGGAGGACUUGGGGAAGUCUUUAGGGUUAACAGUGAAGGAGGUACGUGGAUGGUUCAAGAGAAGACGUAGUAGAAGCAAAGGCGGGAAAUCUCUGGCGAAUCUUGGGGUGGGAGAAAAGAAUCAUCAGUCCUACAGUGGAUCUUGCAUGAGGAGUUCCACAUCUUCCAGCUGCAGUUUUGGAGCAGCUGCUGAGAAAAGGUGUAGUGUAGGGAGAAGGAAGGCCAAUCAUCAAGUGUCGUUGACUUCACAACACAUUUUGGCUAAGAUUUUUCGAAAAGAUGGUCCAGUGCUCGGUUCUGAAUUUGACCAUCUCCCGUCUGGAGCACGUAAAGCUUCUUGGCUGGCUUCUUCAUCUAUUGAUCAGCAGAAACAGAGAGUGGCAAAAAAGAGAAAGAUUUCCGAGCUGAUGGAUCAUACCAGUCAGAAUUGCGUUGAAGAGAAUGCUACAGUGAGGAAGCAUGGUAUUGGCAAGGGUAUGAUGACAGUAUGGCGGGUAAUGAAUCCAGAUGGCAGGGAUGCAUCUCCUCGCGUUGAUUUAUUGGAUGAAAGAGUAACAUUAUCUCAAAUCUCAGCUCGUAGGCCCCGGCAUCAAAAGAAAAAGCAAAGACAAUUAGCAUCGAUACUGAAGCAGAAACUGUCGCAGAAGAAGUCAAGGGAAAAUAAAAGGCAUUCUAUAAACAGAGAGAUGGAAUUGAACAAAGACGAAACUCAAAAGGAGUUCAAAGAAAAAUGUGAGCUUGCCGUGGAUGGGGAGGUAUUUAAUGAAACCUGCAAAAGAAUUUCAGUACUAGUAGAUGACGAGGAAUUGGAGAUGCGUGAGCGACAGGAGGGAUCAAAUGUGUUGACAUGUUCAUGUCAUCUUCCUAGUAGUGGAUCUCACGGUUGUUUUCUUUGCAAAGAUUUAUUGCCUAAGUUUCCCCCAAAUUCUGUCAAGAUGAAGAUGCCCUUUGGUUUGCAUCCAUGGAAUUCUUCUCCAGAGACUGUGAAGAAACUGUUUAAGGUUGUCCAUUUCCUUUAUACCUAUUCAGUAACUCUUGAUAUAUGUCCCUUCACACUUGACGAGUUCACACGGGCAUUUCAUGAUAAGGAUUCUUUGCUCCUUGGUAAAAUUCAUCUUUCCCUGCUGAAGUUGCUUCUGCUUGAUGUUGAAACCGAGAUGCAAAGGGGAUCGUUUUCAAACUUGAGUAUAUCAUGCAAGUUUCUGGCCUUGCUUCAGUCGGUUGAAAGCCAAAUUCUUAUUCUUGAUCUGUGGAAGGAUUCAUUAAAUUCUCUUACAUGGACAGAAGUAUUGCGUCAGAUAUUGGUCGCAGCUGGUUUUGGUUCAGUGAAGUGUGCUGUUCAAUCAGAAGAAUUGAGCAAGGAAAAGAAACUCAUGAAAAAAUAUGGCCUUCGUCUUGGAACGUUAAAGGGUGAACUAUUUAGAAUGCUUUAUGAGCAAGGCAAUAAUGGCUUGAAAAUAUCCGACUUAGCCAAUGCUGCACAGGUUGCUGUGCAGAAUCUUGCAACUGCAUCAGAGGAACUAGAGCGUUCAAUAUGUUCAACUCUGGCAAGUGAUAUUACUUUAUUCGAAAAGAUAUCGGAAUCAAGAUAUCGUUUACGUGUUAAUUGUUUCUCUGAGGAUCCUGACCAGAGCCAGUCUGAUUCAGACGAGUCUGGGAGUGUUGAAGAUGAAUCUGAUGAUUGCUCAUCUAGUUCUGGUGAUGAUAUUGAGUGUGUUUCAGAAAAUCUUGCUCGUCGCAAACUUAAGUGUAGGAAAAGUCGGAAGCAGAAAAGUAAAACGCUGGAUGUAUGUAGUGAGAUUGAUGAAAGCCAUCCCGGAGAGCCAUGGCUGUUAGGGUUAAUGGAAGGGGAAUAUUCAAACCUAAGUAUCGAUGAGAAGUUAGAUCUUUUUGUGGCUUUGAUUGAUCUUCUUAGUUCUGGUUCCACUAUCAGAAAAGAGGAUCUCCCGAGAGCUAUGGUUGACUGUGUCCCCAGUAUCUAUAGUCAUGGUUCUGGGGGUAAAAUUAAGAGAUCCUCCUCUAAUCAGUACAGCUAUCCACGCGUAUCAUGGGUCCAUGGAGGAGAACUUCGUGGAACUAAAGAGCUAUCUAAAUCGCCUGAUUCUUGUCCAGUGGAUUCUUCAUCAAUUGCGGGGGCCUUUGCAAAACUGGCUGGAGAUAAAGCUAAUAAUGUUCACCCUAUGCAAUCUGUAUACCUUGGUUCUGAUCGUAGGUUCAACAGGUACUGGCUUUUCUUAGGACCAUGCAAUUCGAAUGACCCUGGUCAUAGGUGUGUGUUCUUUGAAUCUUCUGAAGAUGGUCACUGGGAAAUCAUCAACAAUGAGGAGGCUUUGCGGGCGCUGUUGUCACUUUUGGAUGAUAGGGGCUCAAGGGAAGCUUUUCUUAUCGAGUCACUGGAGAAACGGGAAACGUUUCUUUGUCAAGCCAUGUUGAGUUGGCAGGUCGCCCAGUCGGAGACAGCCCAUUUCACAGAUAUAGUCACAGAAGACAGUUCGUCACCGGUUUCUGACAUAGACAACAAUCUGUGUCAGAGUGAGAUUGCCAAUGAUCAAUUCUCCUCACAACAUGCGGUGAUAGUAUUUGACAUUGGUAGUAAGCGAGAGAAAAGCCUAUUGUGGAGCCGUCUUCAGGAGUUUGAUGAAUGGACAUGGGCUAAUUUUUAUUUGAAUCUGAAUGCUGUUAAGCACAGCCGGAGAUCCUACCUUGAUUCACUUACUAGGUGUAAGAGUUGUCAUGAUUUGUAUUGGAGAGAUGAGAAGCACUGUAAGAUUUGUCAUGCCACUUUUGAGCUUGAUAUUGAUCUUGAAGAAAGAUACGCGAUUCAUGCGGCAACAUGCAGGAAGAAAGAAGAGAAUGAUACAUUUCCAGAUCAUAAAGUUCUAUCUUCGCAGUUGCAAUCACUUAAGGCGGCAGUGUAUGCCAUUGAGUCUGCUAUGCCUGAAGAUGCGUUGAUUGGUGCAUGGAAAAAGUCAGCCCAUAAGUUAUGGGCGAAAAGACUUCGGCGAAGCUCAACUUUGUCUGAGAUUACGCAGGUGAUUGGCGACUUUGUCGGGGGAAUAAAUGGAGAUUGGUUAUGGCACAUUGAAGAAGGGCACUCUAAUGGUGUAAUGAAAGAAAUUAUAACUUGCUUCCCUUCGAUGCCUCAAACAACGUCUGCGAUUGCGCUCUGGCUGGUAAAACUGGAUACCUUGAUUGCUCCCUAUGUGGAAAAAGCUCAACCCGAGAAAAAUCAAGUGUGCAGAACCAGAAACACAAGUAUGAUAUACAACUAA
Arabis nemorensis is the source of this 3294-nucleotide messenger RNA. NCBI's taxonomy places the organism in Eukaryota, Viridiplantae, Streptophyta, Magnoliopsida, Brassicales, Brassicaceae. The record is from the annotation of a GenBank genome assembly.